Molecule: messenger RNA, 1179 nt
Organism: Rotaria socialis
Lineage: Eukaryota; Metazoa; Rotifera; Eurotatoria; Philodinida; Philodinidae
Source: the annotation of a GenBank genome assembly
AUGAAUAAGUCUGAUGAUAAUGAAAGACUAGAAGAAGAAGAAGAAGAAGAGCUUAGUUCUGUUGGUCAAGAGGAGACUAAUAAUCAAACAGUUCAACAAUCAAAUGAUGACGAAAGUAAACUUCAACAUGAUUUAGCUAAUGAACUUAAACAUACUCUGAAAAUUCCUAUUACUGAUGAACCUCCUAACAUUGGUCCAACGCCAUAUAAAGUGGCUAUUGUUGGAAUGAAUGAAUUAGGAUCAGCUACAGCUUUUUUAUUAAUUUGUAGACAAAUUGUAACUGAUAUUAUUAUUAUUGAUAAAAAUUCGAAAAAAUUAGCUGCUGAAUAUGCUGAUUUAAGCACUUGUACAACAUUUGUCUCAGGUGUCAAUAUACAAGCUAGUAAUCAGUUAGCAUCGUGUGAAGGUGCUCGUGUAGUUAUUCUGUGUGGCGUAAGUGAUGAUGAUGAUGAUCAUGAAAAACAGCAGAAAUCAAAUACUGUGCAAUCAUCGAAUCCACAUGAAAAUCUUUUGUCCAAUUUCAAAAUAACGUCGAGAGCUAUUAGUCACUAUGCCUCAGAUUGUGUUAUGAUUAUUGCUGUACAACCAUUUGAAGUUAUGACUCAAUUAUGUGCUGCUAAUUCUAUGAUACCAUCCUAUCGUAUUAUUGCACCAGGAACAAUGAUUGAUUCAGCUCACUUCAGAUUAUUAAUCAGUGAAAAAUUGGACAUAUCACCAGCGAGUAUAACUGGAAUAAUGAUUGGUGGCCAUGGACAAAAUAAUCUUCCAUUGUGGAAUUCGAUUACUGUUGGUGGUAUACAUUUACUUUCAGAAAAUACAUCGAUCGGAACAUCUCAUGAUAAAGAAAACUGGCAUCAACUACAUAGAAAUGCCAACCAAAGACAAGAAGACAUUAUUAAAAUAAAAGGAACGGAAGUAUGGUCAAUAUCAAUGGCUUCAAGCGAACUUGUUGAAUGUAUACUUCGCAAUAAACGUGAAAUCCAUACAGUUACUGUUAAUAUUAAGGAUCAUUAUGGUGUUAAAACUGAUCUUUUUCUUUCAAUUCCAGCUAUUAUUAGUCAAAAUGGUGUAUCUCAUUUGAUAACAAUGAACUUAGCUAAUCAUCAGAAUGAAAAUGAAUUUGCGUCUAUAAUUCAAAAUAUAGAAACGACGGUAAAAGAAAAACUAAAGAACAUUUAA